Molecule: messenger RNA, 549 nt
Organism: Soboliphyme baturini
Lineage: Eukaryota; Metazoa; Nematoda; Enoplea; Dioctophymatida; Soboliphymatidae
Source: the annotation of a GenBank genome assembly
AUGACUGAACUGCCUAUUUGUGGCUAUCCUCGCUGUGCUGCAUUUUCGAAGAUGCCCGUGGCAAGGACUGCCGUAUUUGGUACAUCGCUUCGCGUCACGUUGGCGACGUUGGUCAGCCACCUGUUGUUUAACUACUUCUUCAGCCCUCGCUACCUCCAUGGCUACCUAUGGAACAUAAAUAUGAACGUCACUGCGGUGAUCACCGACUCGUCUGUGCCCGCACUGCUCGAGUACCAGCAAGUACUCUUGCCUCCGGCCGCGAACUUGCUCUGCUGUUUUCUCUACGUGCUCGUCGUGCUGAUGUUCCUGAAGAAAAAUGCUGAAAAACAUCUCAGUGCCUGUGCCUUGUUAACGUCCAGCAGUGCAUUCGGUCUGUUCAAUGGCUUGAUGGAAGCACAAGUGAUCUUCUUAUAUCAGGGGGCAGUCAUAACCGUCCUUCAUGUCGCCGUUUAUGCAUUUAUGAGCAUGUUUUUCGUUUCUUUAAUUUUGACAUUUCGAAUAAGAACACGAAAGACCGACCAAAUCAGUAAUAAAUAUGUCGACAAAUGA